This is a messenger RNA of Eruca vesicaria subsp. sativa (arugula), 457 nucleotides long. NCBI's taxonomy places the organism in Eukaryota, Viridiplantae, Streptophyta, Magnoliopsida, Brassicales, Brassicaceae. The record is from the annotation of a GenBank genome assembly.
AUUGAUUGUGAAACAAGAAGAGACGUUAAGAGUGAACAUCGAACCAGGAUGGAAGAAAGGGACCAAGAUAACAUUUGAAGGAGUAGGGAACGAGAAACCUGGCUACCUCCCUGAAGACAUCAUAUUCGUGGUUGAAGAGAAGAGACACCCUUUGUUUAAAAGCCGUGGAGAUGACUUAGAGAUUGCGGUCGAGAUACCUCUUCUCAAGGCUUUAACGGGGUGUAAACUCUCUGUGCCGCUACUGACUGGUGAGUCAAUGUCAAUAUCUGUGGGAGAAGUGAUCUUUCAUGGAUUUGAGAAGGUGAUUAAAGGUCAAGGUUUGCCAAAUGGUAAAGAAGAUGAUGGUAAACGUGGGGAUUUGAUAAUAACGUUUUUAGUGAGUUUCCCUAAAGAGUUGAGCGAAGAACAUAGAUCUAUGGCCUAUGAGGUUUCACAAGUUGAGGCUUUAAAGUUGUAA